AUGCAAGUAGCAAGUUCAUAUCGGUUCGAUCCACCUCCACAACGCCCGGCGAAAAAGCGAGCAGUGGUUCGUCGUGACCGUGAAGGUGGAGCCGAGCGCCUCCAUCGCGAUUAUUUCGCCGUCGAGCCUGUUUAUGGGCCACAAUUCUUUCGCCGUCGAUUUCGCAUGAGCCGGGAGUUGUUUCUACGCAUUGUCAAUGCGCUAGAAGUCGAUCCUUACUUCCAACAACGUCCGGAUGCUGUUGGCCGGGUGGGCUUCUCCCCGAUCCAGAAGUGCACUGCCGCUAUUCGACAAUUGGCAUACGGAAAUUCUGCUGAUUGUUGUGAUGAAUAUCUCCGUAUAGGAGAGACGACGGCGAUGGAAUGCUUGAAGAAAUUCUGCAAGGCCGUCGUUCGUAUCUUUGGCGGCACGUAUUUGAGGCGGCCAACAACUGCCGAUGUGCAACGCAUCACUGCAAUGCACGAAGCCCGCCAUGGGUUCCCGGGAAUGUUGGGGAGCCUAGACUGCAUGCAUUGGGGAUGGAAGAAUUGCCCCGUUGCUUGGCACGGCGCCUACACUCGAGGGGAUCAAGGCGAGCCAACAAUUAUAUUAGAGGCCGUUGCUUCACAAGAUUUAUGGAUCUGGCAUGCAUUCUUUGGAGUCGCUGGGUCCAACAACGACAUCAACGUGCUCCACCAGUCCACGCUAUUCAACGAUGUUUUAGCGGGGCAUGCAGCGGCUGUGCAAUUCCUCGCCAACAAUUCUCACCACACUCGAGGAUACUACUUAACAGACGGCAUCUAUCCGGACUGCAAGCUUGAAGGAUGCACGAUUGCAUGCUCGCCUCCGCGACGAUUUGGUUGA
Messenger RNA from Salvia miltiorrhiza (redroot sage), 843 nucleotides. RefSeq lists its product as uncharacterized. The coding region runs from base 1 to 843 and encodes 280 amino acids. The record is from RefSeq and is a predicted model, not a curated record. The transcript has a single exon. NCBI's taxonomy places the organism in Eukaryota, Viridiplantae, Streptophyta, Magnoliopsida, Lamiales, Lamiaceae.